Molecule: messenger RNA, 3447 nt
Organism: Trichoplax adhaerens
Lineage: Eukaryota; Metazoa; Placozoa; Uniplacotomia; Trichoplacea; Trichoplacidae
Exons: 12
Cellular component (GO): cytoplasm
Source: RefSeq, a predicted model, not a curated record
AUGAUCAAUAUCGCUCGUAUUGGAAGCAGCCAUGAGAUUGUUCCUAAUAAAUCAAGUAGUAAUCUCGAUCAGUUAGAAUCUAAGGCAGACAAUGUAGAAGCAAGUAUAGACCCAGCGAUAUCAGCCGUUGAGAAUAAAGAUAGCUUAGCUCCAGAUGCAGUUGUUAAAGGAGGCAAUAAUAUAUCAGUUGAGAUUGAUCUAGCCGACAACGUAGCUGUCCAACUUAAUUUAAAUCAGAGCUCUGAUGCUACUACUACUAAUCAAGAUUCAGCUGGUGUGAGUCAACCCGUAACAGAAGCAAAUGAGGAGGAUAGCUUAGCAGAUGACAGUAGUGAUAUUAGUCGCCCUUCUAUAGAAGGUAGUGAUAUUUCGAGAAUAUGGGAUAGAUUGGUGGAUAGUAAUAAAGCUCCAAUUGUUUCGUGCAUUCGUAUGCUAUGCACAUCAUUUCUAUUGGAUGGUGAAAAUGGUCAAUUAAUACCCGAUAAAAUUAUCCGUGUAAGUGUCAAGGUUUUGUCGUUAAAUUGUGUAUCUCAAGCUUUAGGAUUUUGUCCACAAGCUUUUAUCGCUCCGCUUUAUGCACAAUCAAUAGCGAGUUAUCAAGAGGGGCGUAAUGAUCAAGCAUUUGAAAUCUAUCGUGUCCGGGAUGUAUUACAAUACGCUAAUCAUUCUGAUCCAAAAUUACGUGGUAAUAUCGCCCUACUUAUCGGCAAUUAUAUUAAGACCUCACUGAUUGUUGCUGGAUAUCACUAUGAUUUAUGGUUACACAGUUGUUUGUCGCAACAAUUUAAGAAUGAACAUGAAGUUUACCUUGAAAAUUUUGUAAAUCUCUUAUUAUUACUAUUGAAAGAUGAAUCAUCAGUUGUUAUUGGUAUGGCAAUACAAGGCGUUAAAUUAUGCCUAAAUUCACUAAUGAAGAGUGAUGAGAGUCAAUUGUCAUGGAAUAUUAUUGCUACCGUACUUCAAUUAAAAAUUCAUCCGUAUUGGCUUGUUCGCGUUAAGUUACUGGAUAUUUUGACUGAAUUAGAUUUCACUUUGUUGCACUAUUGGCACCAAAGUCGUGCAAAUAUUGACUUUUUGCGAUCAUAUUGUUCGCCUUGUACUCAACAACAAGUCAUUGAUGAAGUUAUCAUGUUGCUAUUAGGUGAUGAAGAUAUUCGUGUGCGACAAGCAACAACAACAACAUUAGUUAAAAUUAUUCCUCAUCUGUUUUAUCCAAUCGAUCACCCUAAAGGUGAUUAUAUUACGGCUGCUGCACAACAAUCCUUAGUAGACGAUGUUAAUAUAUUAAAUUACGAGCAUGACAUGAGCAAGAAUCUAUCAUUGUUAACCAAAGGUUCAGCAGUAACAAAAACUGAUGAUCGACAUGAAUAUAUUGAUGACAUUACCCUGGCUAACCUUUCGCGUAUAAUUAAUUCUUUAUUAGCCAAGCUACACAUAACAUCAUCAAAAUAUUUUAUGACAGGUUGCCUACACGCUUUAUCUAUACUAUCUAAUAAUUAUCCAGUUGAUAAGUAUAGCUCUGCUUGGGGUUACCAUCGAAGUAAGCCAAAGGGAGAUUUUUUAGAUGAUAUUAGCGGUAGUAAUGGUAGUGGUCCGUUACCGUUAAUGGUAUCAUUACUAACGUCGUCAUGGGUUACGUUUGACUUACAGACUCAUAAUGAUGUACUUAUUUUGGCAUGUAAUCUACUAGUUGGUGCUUCCUUCAACUCAAUCUUAACAAGUGAUGGCGAGAAUGGAAAAUUUGAAAUUACAGAAAGUUGGCCUGCGUUAAGCGAUUUCUUGUUGGUGCCAUUGGCAAACCAACUAUUCGCACAUAUUUCACGAUUACUUAAUAUUUUUACGCACGUUAUAGAUGAUUUGCCAACGACUAUUCCACAAACACAAAAGGCUAAAGAGUUUUUACGUGAAAAAACUGCUGUUGUAUCUCCAAAGAAGCGGUUUUCAUUUCGUAAUCGCGGUGAGUCUGGUGCUGUAGUCAAUGAUAAAAAAGAGUUAACUCCAUCAAAUGAUACCAGCGACUUUACCUCAACAAGAUCCGGUCGAAUUGCAGAUAAUGGAAUAGUUGGCCAAUUUGUAAAUGUAGCGCACUAUUUUAAACUAUAUGAAGAAUUAAGAAAUGUUCAAUCAAGCUAUCAGUCUUCCUUAGCUACAAAUGAAUCCGAGGAUAAAUUCGCUAACUUACUCAAAACUACGUUGACUUCCUUUAGCAAAAUUCUUGAAGUUGCGACGUUAAAUGAAAGUGGUCGGUAUGUAGAAGAAUUUGUUAAUUAUAUGCAAGCAUGCAUUAAGAGAGAAUCUGCUGCAACAUUACGUUGCGUCCAACAGUUUAUUAGAUGUUUGUUCAGUAUAAAUGCAGCGACUAAUCCUUGGCAAAUACCAGUCAACGUUUGCAGAAAUAGAUACACGAAUAAAGCAGCUAAGGAUAUCUUUACAGGUUUUCACCAAAUCUACUCAGAAUUGCCUUUAAAACAAUUUGCUAUUAAAAUGAUUGGUAUAAAGAAUAGCCAAGAUGAUUUUCAACUCGAGGAAGACGCUGUUACGAUCAAAUCACACAGUCGAUUACCAGCAUCAGAAACAGGAGGAAGGGCCGAUAACAAGCGCCCCGUCCAGCUUAUCCGUAUCUUUGAACCGUUAGUAAUCCAUGCACUGAAACAAUACACCUUCACAAGUAGUGUAGACUUACAGCAACAAAUUCUUCACUUGCUUGCGCAGCUUAUCAAGAUAAGGGUCAACUAUUCGUUACUGGAUGCGGAUCAGUCCUUCGUUAACUUUAUUUUGCGGCAAUUUGAGUUAAUAGAAGCUGGACAAAUGAAAGAGAGCGAGAAUAUAAUCCCAAGUAUAUUUCAGUUCUUGAUACUUUUGUCGUACGAGCGAAUGAAUCUCGAACCUAUUGUUGGUAUACCUCGCAUACUUCAAUUGUCUGACGGUAUAAUGGCAAGCGGACAGUUAGCACCUGCUCAUGUCAUUCCUGCAUUUCGGCCUGUGGUGUUUGACUUAUUCAACGUACGUUCCUUACUAAAGCCGAAAGGUGAAGAAGGUAAACAAUUGGACGCUCAAAGAGAAGUUGUUAUUGCAACUCUAAUGAAAUUGAUGGAUCAUCAUGAGACGGUUGAGUUAUGCCUAGUUAUACUGUCAUCGUGUCGCGAUGAAGAGAAUCGUUGGAAGCGCAUUUCACGCCAAAUGGUAGAUUUCCUACUUCCGUUGCUGACGAAAUUGCAGGUUAAUGUUGAUUCCAUCCACGCUUUGCAUGUAUUACAUCGAUUCUUUGAAAUGGUAAUGCCAAUUUCGCUGAGGCCUAUUGAUAUGCUAGUUAAAGCAUUUUUUACACCAGCCAAUAUGGAAAGUGAAGUAAAGGUUCAUCGUUGGCUAGCUAGCAUUUUGAUUAUUUUUCACAUAUUUUUGCUACGCGCUGAUGAAGAUACCAUACUCGGUCGUAUUGAAGAAAUG